CAAAACCCUAGUUUGGACGAUCAAUCAUCAGAGUAUACAAUUACAACCGCCUCCCCCUUCAACGUGGUAGAAGGAUCAGCGUAUCUAGCACCUUGUAACAAUGGGAAAAGGAACAGGGAGUUUUGGUAAAAGAAGGAACAAAACACACACUCUAUGUGUGCGCUGUGGUCGUCGCAGCUUCCAUCUCCAAAAGAGCCGAUGCUCUGCUUGUGCUUACCCUGCUGCUCGCGUCAGGAAAUAUAACUGGAGUGUGAAAGCGAUUCGUAGGAAGACAACCGGAACUGGACGUAUGAGGUAUCUCCGUAAUGUGCCUCGCCGAUUCAAGAGCAACUUCAGAGAAGGUACUCAAGCUGCUCCGAGGAAGAUUGGUGCUGCAUCAUCAGCUUAACUUUCAAAUUUAGUUCGUGAUCAAGUUUUGUGGAACAUCAUUAGAUGUGCUUAAUAUAUUGACUUUCAGUUGUAAUUUUUCAAGUCUGUUUAGAAAUUUGUGUUUUUUAAUCAAUGAUUAAAUGAUACAUACACUCGCAUUGUUUUUAAUCUUACGGUUUUAGUGACAAAUUAGU
Lactuca virosa is the source of this 563-nucleotide messenger RNA. Lineage: Eukaryota; Viridiplantae; Streptophyta; Magnoliopsida; Asterales; Asteraceae. The record is from the annotation of a GenBank genome assembly.